AUGCCUGGCUGGCUCGCUGGCAAGAGACGAAACGGUAUGGGAAACCCCGCUGGCUUGGCGGCCGGCUUGGCUCACGGCAAAGGUACUUCGGCCGUUACCACGAAGAUUACGUUUGUGGCAGACCGGUUCAAAGAUCACGGAGUUGGUUGUUUGUUUGUAUCUGGUGCCAAUUGCAGGGGCGGCUCUGGGUGUGGAUGUACUGUACGUAUUGUGCCUGGUCCUUUCAUGUUCAGCCAGGGAGGUUCGGGGCCAUUCGAAUCAAAAUUUAUAUCAUAUGAUAUGUAUUACAAGAUUCUAAAUUAA
Molecule: messenger RNA, 303 nt
Organism: Histoplasma capsulatum G186AR
Lineage: Eukaryota; Fungi; Ascomycota; Eurotiomycetes; Onygenales; Ajellomycetaceae
Exons: 4
Coding region: 1-303 (100 amino acids)
Source: RefSeq, a predicted model, not a curated record